AUGGUACUUCAAGGUUUGCUACACAAGAACAACUCACAAGCUGAGAAGUUUGCAAAUUAUAUAAUGAGAGGGGGCAACUGUGGGACAGGUACUUUGAGCAUUUCUGAGCCUGAUCGACACAUUGAUAACUUCAUGGCAGCUUUGAACCUCACCCACUCUGACCCGUCAAUCUUCAUCCUAAUGGGUGUCCCUGGCAUGGAAGAUGCCCACAUCUGGAUUUCCAUCCCUUUCUCUACCUCCUACAUUAUCAGCCUGUUGGGAAAUUUCAUAGUUCUGUUUGUUGUAUGGAAAGAGGAGACCCUGCACAAGCCGAUGUACCUGCUGAUCUCCAUGCUGGCGCUCACAGACAUCACCAAGUCUAGCACAGUCGUGCCAAAGGCACUGUGUAUAUUUUGGUUCAAUUUGAAAGGCAUUACUGUGCAUGGUUGCCUCACCCAGAUUUUCUUCCUUCACUCAGUUUCUUUCGUGCAGUCUGCUGUUCUCAUGAUAAUGGCCUUUGAUCGCUAUGUUGCCAUAUGUAAUCCUCUGAGAUACACCACCAUCCUCACCAAUGAACGAAUAGCUAUGCUAGGGCUUGCGGGUUUGGUAAGAGCUUUACUCUUCAUGGUGCCCCUACCCCUGACACUUAGCAGGCUGCCAUUCUGUGACAAUCACAUUAUUCCCCACACGCACUGCGAGCACAUGCUUUUGGCAAUGAUAUCGUGUGGGGAUAUCACUUUCAACAGGAUGUACAGCUUUGUGGUACCAUAUGUACUCAUGGGGUCAGACCUGAUGCUCAUUGCUCUGUCCUAUGGUCUCAUCAUAAGGGCUGUCCUCAGAAUCUCCUCCAAGAGAGCCCACCAGAAAGCCCUCAACACCUGCACAGCCCACAUCUGUGUGAUGCUAAUGUUUUAUAUUCCCGUCCUCUUCACCACCCUGACAAUCCGGUUCAGUGGGGGCAUCACUCCGCUUGUUCGCAUCAUUUUGAAUGUCCUCUAUUACCUCAUUCCUCCUAUGCUCAACCCCAUCAUUUACGGGGUCAAAACCCAAGAGCUGCGUGAUAAAGUGGGCAAAUACACUUGCAGAAGGUGA
This is a messenger RNA of Trachemys scripta elegans, 1071 nucleotides long. Its product is annotated as olfactory receptor 52K1-like. Bases 1 to 1071 code for a protein of 356 amino acids. Lineage: Eukaryota; Metazoa; Chordata; Testudines; Emydidae. Gene Ontology annotation, molecular function: G protein-coupled receptor activity; olfactory receptor activity. Gene Ontology annotation, biological process: G protein-coupled receptor signaling pathway. Gene Ontology annotation, cellular component: membrane. The record is from RefSeq and is a predicted model, not a curated record. The transcript has 2 exons.